UUUGUGUGCAUUUCUCCCAAACUCCACCAACAACAACACCAGCCGCGAUGGUGGACAUUGUAAAGGACAAGGUCGUUGUGAAAGACUUGCGGCAGGGAUCUGCCCACCCCAUGUCAGCUACAUCGCUCAUGCAAGAUGUGGGGGUGACGGAAGAAAACCAGCUGCACAUCGACAACAAGUACUACCGCGCCACCUUGCAGUGUGUGCUGCAAGAAGGAGACGAGGCGCAAACGCAUGCCUUGCCCGCCGAUCACGAAUAUGACGCUGCCGUACUUGUCAUCGACACACUGGAGGCGCAAGUGCCGCAUCACGUGUCCCGCCACUUGACGGCGUUAACAGAGAGCAGCGUUUCCAUCCUCAUUGUUGCAGACACAUGCCAGAUUGACUCAAGGCCACAGGAGGAAGUAAGGCGGAUAUGCUUGGAGCACAAUGCAGAAUACACCAUUGUGAAGAGCGCCAGCAACUCCUCAGGAAGCGGCGAUGAUGAGGCCGCAAACGAGGAAGACGGCGCCACGUUCAAGGAUGCUGUGGGCGCGGGCCGGAUUCGAGAAGCGCUGGAGGCGCACAUGUGGGCACACCUGGAGAUGAAGGCCCAGCCCGCACGCAAGAGCCAGCAGCAGCAGCAGCAACAGGUACCCGCGGGUGAUGAACAGGGGCCGACAGAGGCCACUGCCACGCAGGAGGGUGAGCAGCAGCAGGAGCAGGAAGCAGCGGAGGGUGGCGGAGAGGACGCGUUAUUGACGUCCUUGCUGCAGAGCUUGACCACGAUUGGCAAUGAGAACUUUGCGGACGAUGACGAUCUUGACGGCGACAAUGACGCCUUCAACCUUCUUCAACUCGUCACUCAGAUGCGCGAGAUUCGAGAGAGUGCGACCUCUGUGUCUGACGAGCAGCGGCGGGAGCGGGCGGCGCAGGUUGCCAUGGCGCUUGCCGAUAUGCUCGCUGGUGAUGACGAUGGACAGGAUGGUGAUGGUGAUGUUGCGCCCAGCGACCAAGACUGAGGCUAAACCCGUCAAACCAAGACACUGUGUGUGUGUGUGUGUGUGUGUGUG
This is a messenger RNA of Salpingoeca rosetta, 1052 nucleotides long. RefSeq lists its product as uncharacterized. The record is from RefSeq and is a predicted model, not a curated record. The transcript is spliced from 9 exons. Lineage: Eukaryota; Choanoflagellata; Craspedida; Salpingoecidae. The coding region runs from base 48 to 1001 and encodes 317 amino acids.